UCAAAGAGAAAAACAACCCAUACAACAUCUGAUGCUUUUCUCUUUGUAUGACUUUCUUUCUUGCCCUCAAAGUCAAAUCUCACAGGCUCUACUCAUCUUUAAGAUUUUCAGUUCAUCAUUCUUUAAAGUACAUGAAAAUGAUCUCUAUGGCUUCUGUGACUCGAACCCACUUCCCCACACACACCCACCUUCAGUCUUUUGAAAACCCACCAAUUACUCUCUUUGAGAACUGCAAGUCCAUGGACCAACUCAAGCAAAUCCAUGCCCAAACAAUGAAAACAGGCCUCACAGCACAUCCAGUGGUGCUUAACAGAAUUAUAGUCUUCUGUUGUACUGAUGAGUUUGGCGACAUGAAGUAUGCCCAUCGGGUGUUUGACACAAUUCCUGAACCAAGUGUUUUUCUUUGGAAUACCAUGAUGAAAGGCUAUAGUAGGAUACGUUACCCUGAUUAUGGGGUUUCUAUGUAUUUCACAAUGCAAAGGUUGAGUGUCAAGCCCGACUGCUAUACAUUCCCGUUCUUGUUGAAGGGAUUUACGCGUGAAAUUGCUUUGGAAUGUGGCAAAGAGUUUCACGCUUCUGUGUUGAAGUAUGGGUUUGAUUCUAAUGUUUUUGUUCAAAAUGCAUUGGUGCACAUGUAUUCUAUUUGUGGUUUAAUUGAUAUGGCACGUGGGGUUUUUGAUAUGAUUUGUGAGAAGGAGGUUGCUACUUGGAAUGUAAUGAUUUCUGGGUACAAUAGAGUCAAGAAGUAUGAUGAAUCCUGGAAGCUCUUCAAUUGCAUGCAGAAAGAGGGAGUAUUGCCCACUUCAGUUACUCUUGUCUCGGUGCUAUCAGCCUGCUCCAAAUUGAAGGAUUUAGAUGCCGGGAAACAGGUUCAUAAGUGUGUCAAGGAGUGCCUGAUCGAACCCACUUUAGUUUUGGAAAAUGCUUUGGUUGAUAUGUAUGUAGCUUGUGGGGAAAUGAAUGCUGCACUUAAAUUUUUUGAAAAUAUGAAAACUAAGGAUGUAAUUUCUUGGACUACAAUUGUUAAGGGGUUUGCCAAUUCAGGACAAGUUGAUUUAGCUCGAAACUACUUUGAUCAGAUGCCAGAAAGAGACUAUAUUUCUUGGACUGCAAUAAUAGAUGGGUACCUCCAGGUAAACCGGUUCAAAGAGGCAUUGGAACUUUUCUGCCAAAUGCAGACUUCAUAUGUAAAACCAGAUGAGUACACUAUGGUAAGCAUUUUAACAGCCUGUGCACAUCUAGGAGCGCUUGAACUAGGAGAAUGGAUAAAAACCUACAUUGACAAAAACAAGAUCAAGAAUGACACCUUUGUUAGAAAUGCUUUAAUAGACAUGUAUUUCAAGUGUGGAAAUGCUGAAAAAGCUUUGAGGGUUUUUGAUGCGAUGCUUCAUAGGGACAAAUUUACAUGGACGGCAGUGAUUGUUGGCCUUGCUACAAAUGGAAAUGGUAGAGAAGCUCUUGGCAUGUUCUCUCGGAUGUUAGAAUCUUUGGUAACUCCAGACCAGAUAACUUUCAUUGGUGUUCUCUGUGCGUGUACUCACUCUGGCAUGGUGGAUGAAGGAAGAAAGUUUUUUGCUAGUAUGAUCACCCAACAUGGUAUUGAGCCUAAUGUUACACAUUAUGGGUGCAUGGUGGAUCUUCUUGGCCGAGCAGGGCAUCUAAUCGAAGCUUUUGAGGUUAUACAGAAUAUGCCAAUGAAACCAAAUUCAGUUGUGUGGGGAGCUCUUCUUGGCGCUUGUAGAAUGCAUAAAGAUGCAGAACUGGCUGAAAUGGCAGCUAAAAAGAUGCUCGAGUUGGAGCAGGACAAUGGGGCUGUUUACAUUCUCUUGUGCAAUAUAUAUGCAGCUUGCAAUAAAUGGGAAAAUUUGCGUGAAGUCAGGCAAAUGAUGAUGAAUAGGGGAAUCAAGAAAACCCCUGGUUGCAGUUUGAUAGAGUUGAAUGGUGUUGUCCAUGAGUUCGUAGCUGGGGAUCGGUCACAUCCUCAAUCCGAAAAAAUCUAUUCCAAGUUGGAUGAAAUGAUCAAAGACUUGAAAUUUGCGGGGUAUUCUCCGGAUACAUCGGAGGUUUUUCUUGAUAUAGGAGAGGAUAAAGAGAGUGCAGUAUGCAGGCAGUGUGAGAAGUUAGCACUUGCCUUUGGACUGAUCAGCUCAGGACCUGGUGUGACAAUUAGAAUCAUGAAUAAUCUUAGAAUCUGUGUGGAUUGCCACAGCAUGGCAAAGUUGGUCUCCAAGGUUUAUGAUAGAGAGGUGAUUGUUAGGGAUGGAACUCGGUUUCACCAUUUCAGACAAGGCUCGUGUUCAUGUAAAGAUUAUUGGUGA
This is a messenger RNA of Prunus mume (Japanese apricot), 2318 nucleotides long. RefSeq names its product Pentatricopeptide repeat (PPR) superfamily protein. Lineage: Eukaryota; Viridiplantae; Streptophyta; Magnoliopsida; Rosales; Rosaceae. Gene Ontology annotation, biological process: RNA modification. Gene Ontology annotation, molecular function: RNA binding; zinc ion binding; protein binding. The record is from RefSeq and is a predicted model, not a curated record.